UCUUCCCAGCUGCGUUGUUGUAGGCACGUUAUUGCAAGCAUGGCCGGGGACACUGAAACACAUCUGAGUGACUAUGCCGAAAAUAACAACGUUAUCCGACAGCCAUUCCUUAUCGGAGUGUCUGGAGGCACUGCCAGUGGCAAGUCGUCGGUGUGUGAGAAGAUCAUGGAGCUUCUGGGCCAGAACGAAAUCGACCACCACCAGAGACAGGUAGCCAUCCUCAGCCAGGACAGUUUCUACAGAGAGCUGACUCCAGAACAGAAGGCAAAAGCACUCAAGGGCCAGUUCAACUUCGAUCACCCAGAUGCCUUUGACAAUGAGCUGGUCAUGAAGACUUUGUGGCAGAUCAUGCAGGGGAAGACCGUACAGAUCCCUGUGUACGACUUUUUCACCCAUUCCAGGAAGGAUGAGUUUGUGACUGUGUACCCGGCUGACGUGGUGCUGUUCGAGGGCAUCCUGAUGUUCUACUCCCAGGAGAUAAGAGACCUGUUCCAGAUGAAACUGUUUGUAGACACGGAUGCAGACACGCGGCUCUCACGCAGAGUGCUAAGAGACAUAGGUGAACGGGGCAGGGACCUUGAGCAGGUUCUUACUCAAUACAUCACAUUUGUCAAACCUGCCUUUGAGGAGUUUUGUCUUCCAACUAAGAAGUAUGCUGACGUGAUCAUCCCUCGUGGAGCAGAUAACUUGGUGGCAAUAAACCUGAUAGUACAGCACAUCCAGGACAUUCUGAACGGCGGACUGACCAAGCGGCACAACGGCUGCAUGAACGGGCACAGCACGCCCUCCCGGCAACGACGGACCUCAGAGUCCAGCAGUCGCCCUCAUUGACCUCCUUUGUAUUGGAGGCAGAGUGUGAUUAGAUCUGUACAUAAUUCCCAAUGGCAUUGCCGUAUUUAAGAUGGAGGUAGGCUACGUCCUGAUUCUCUACCCUGUUACCAGAGUGUGCACUUACACACUUCUGGUCCUUGUAGGAGACGUGUAGAGAAUUGGGACGCAGCCAAAGAGUAACUACAAUGCUUAUUAUUAUUAUUAUUAUUACUACUACUACUGUUAUUACAGGUACUUUUAUUGUAAUUGUUGGAUUUGGUUCAGGCGGGGAGAGAGAACCUCCGGUUUUUGCAAUGAGAUCAUGUGUUAAGAAUUACCCCCUUUUUGUUUUCAUCCGUUUAUUUCAAAUUUGUAUUUCAUAUAGUUUGCUUUUUGACAGAUUGAAUAAAAUGGGGAAACUGGUGUUGUCGAAUGAGAAUUAAACCCUAAAAUCACAGUC
Salvelinus sp. IW2-2015 is the source of this 1270-nucleotide messenger RNA. RefSeq names its product uridine-cytidine kinase 2b (gene uck2b). NCBI's taxonomy places the organism in Eukaryota, Metazoa, Chordata, Actinopteri, Salmoniformes, Salmonidae. The record is from RefSeq and is a predicted model, not a curated record. Gene Ontology annotation, molecular function: ribosylnicotinamide kinase activity; ATP binding. Gene Ontology annotation, cellular component: cytoplasm.